CCGUCUCGGUAUCGUCGUGCGUUUUGCCGAAAAAAUCCAAAACCAAAUUCAUCAAACGUUGAUAAAGUCAAAAAGUGCAUACAUAAAAGUGAGAAGUUCAUCAGGUUCAGGCUGCGACAAGAGAAUAAACAGAUCGCAACGCCCGACGCCGACGACGACGAAGGAUAAAAGGUCACAAAUGCAGCAAACAACAGUUAAUCGCAAGAAAUGGCUGUUGAUUGUGAACGAGCUUCGAAUCAGUAUAAAUCCAAUUGUCGCCAAGAAAUAACACUAACAAAAUUACAGUGAAUGCACGCAACAGACGCACACAGAUACACACACACACACACACACACACUAACAUAUAAAAGCGCGCAAGAACGCACAAACAAUCAACCUACCCAUCCACCCACAGACAGACACACACACACACAUAAAACAUUAAAAGACAAGUGAAAAUAGUGAGACUAGGCUAACAAAAAGAAACUUCAAUACAAAUAAAAGCAUUCAACCGACGAGAGGGAGAAGAAGGAAAUCCACAUUUUGUAAGCAUAUCUUAAGCGAAGGAAUACACAAAAUGUUCAGCUUCCAUAAACCACGCGUUUACCGCUCCGCCGACGGCUGUUGCAUCUGCCGGGCCAAGUCGAGCAGCUCUCGCUUCACGGCCUCCCGCAAAUACGAGAAGGAGUCGGUGCUGUGCUUCAACCUACAGGAGCCGCGCAAUGGCGAAAUCUGCAACGCGUGCGUGCUGCUUGUGAAGCGCUUCAAGCGCCUGCCCGUCGGCAGCAAGCGCCAUUGGGGUCAUGUGGUGGAUGCCCGAGCUGGUCCCGGCACCAAGUCCAUGGCCAAACAGAAGAAGCGCGAGAACGCAGAAGCUGGAGACGCAGGAGGCAGCGGCGGCUCCAGUGGCAGCUCUUUUAUACCCGAGAAGUUUGCGAAGAUCUUUAAGAAGAAUCGCAAGGGCAAGAUAACAGCCGUUCCAGGAGCAGUAGCAGCGGAACCAGUAGCUAGGGGCCAUCCACGUCCCAGCAGCUCCUCGCCCGCCUCCGAGCACCAGCAGAGCGACUCCAACGAGAGCAACGACGAGGAGCAAUUACCAGUGGCGGCUCCCUAUCAGACCAGAAAGCGCACGGCAGCAGCGACCGCAGCCCAGGCCGAGCAAGGGCAAACCAGCAAGCGGCUAAAGCUCACGGGCAGCAAGCGACGCUGCCAGCUGUCGCCCAAAAAGAAUCGACGGGCCGUGGACAAUGUGCCGUUCUUCGAAGAGAGCGAUCUGAUACGAUUGGAGGUCUGCUGCGGCACCGUCUUCCAGAGUCUGACUCUUGGCAUGUGUUGCUAUAUCAUCGAUCCGAUGCUUUACAAGCCAUGCGAGAAGCACCAGCGCCUCAGGCGGCAGCAGGCGGAGAUGGCAGCCGAAGCCGCCGCUGCAGCCGCCGCCACAGCCGCCAAGCCAAAUGGGGCUCCAGCUGCAGCUGCAGCCCCAGUUUCGAUUCAAGCUCCAUCACAAAAGCAAGAAAAUAUUGUGACAAAUCCGAUGCCGGCCAUGAAGAAGCAUCAUUUGUUCUUUAAGCGACAAUCGGAGUCGUUUCCACAGGGCGAUAUCCAUAGAAUAAGUCCCAUUCCACUGAACAAGACUGAAGCCACGACUCUGGCUCUGCCACUGCCACAUUCCACGAUGGCCACCGCGAGCCUGCAUCCGGGCAUGACCACCACAUCCGUGGGCGCGGCUUCACCCUCGUCGCUAUCCUCGUCGUCCAACUGCUCGACCUCGUCGUCGGUGGCCACCAAAUUCAACGACAACUCCUGGGACUCGGGCUUCGAUGAGCAUGUCCUCGAGCGCAAAUCAAACGUCAGUCCCCCCACGGACGAGCAGAAGCAGCGCGGCGUCACCACGGCUGGUGGCAUGCAGCUGAUACUGGCCAGCGGCCUGCCCAUAACUGGUCAGACCCAGAACCUUGUGCUGGCCGGCAAUGAGUUUAGCGCCAGAAUGGUCCAGCAGCGUCAGAAGUCGCCCGAGGUGGUGGUGGCCGCUGGAGAUAAAAUCGUCGCUGGAGCUGCACUGAAAAUCAAUGUCGUUGGAGGAUCUCAGGGGAAUAGUAAUAAGAUUCGUGCAAUAUUCAACAAUGCCAACACCAUUCAGCAUGAGAACGGGGUGACCACCAUACUGCCGGCCUCUUCGCUGGCUGCCAGCAAUCAGACGGCCGCCAUGAAUGCCAUAGCCCCCAGCACGGUGACCAUAACACCGGCCAAGAAGGGUGCCAAUGCCACCGCCACUGCCACCGCCACUGUGGCUGUAUCGGCAGCCAAUCCCAAAUUUAUACUCGUCAAGCCGGCAAAAUUUAUUGGCCAGGCGGCUGUGGCAGCAAUCCCCCCACCCUCCGCAAAUGCAAAGAUCUAAAUGAGCAGCACCCAGGCCAGGAACGAGAGCGAGACGGAGGAACCAACCAACCAACCAACCAAUGGGUGGGCAGGGAGGUACAGGGACUUGGUGGCCAACUUGUUGAUCUAUUACUUUAAAACAAAACAAAACUAUUUAAUACGAAUAUAUUAAUAAUAUAUAUAUUUUUUUUUGUAACCCCUAUUCAUAUUUUACAUAUCUUAAGCGACGGAGAAACGAUUUAUAUAUAUUUAUUGAGAGAUUGAGAGACGCCACAGCAUUUGUACAUAUGCAGCACACGAUUUAUACGGUUGAUUCACGCAGAGCAGCAUCAAAUGUUUUACCAACGAGUAAUAUUUUUGUAGUACACGAUGAACGAAUGGAUGAUGCUGAGUCGAGAAUAAUACGUUUUUUUUUGUGACACAUUCAAUUUUUUUUGAUUUAAUUUUUUUUGUACUUUUCGAUGGCAAACUAAUUAUAGAUAAAUACUCAGUCCACUCCUGCUCCCGCCCCCCGGCAACCCCUUAAUAUAUUCAUAUGCAAAAUCCUAAUUUAGAGAUUAGUUUAUGUAAAUAAGAUUAAGACCGCUCUCUGUCUAUGGUGUUUUCCUUUAAUUUUUGUUUGUCUAAUUUGAUUCGAAGCCGCGCAAAAUAGGCAUCUCGCUUGCUCCUCCACAGCCUGAUACAGGUUAAAUACCGUUAUUCAUGAGUGUGGGAAGGCGCUGUCUCGUUUUGGACAGUAGCUAGUACCUUGGAUGGAAAAGUGCGUGUGUUUCUCGUGUUUGUUUUGCUGCAAUCAUUUUUGGAGAAAACAGACGGCAUUUAAUAUAGAUAUAUACAUAUAUAUAUAUAUAUUCGUAGUAGUUCAGAUGUGUAUGUAGUAGUAGUAGUACAGUGCCCUAGUAGUAUGUAGUCGAGAGAACAGAGAGAGAGAGAGAGAUGUAAAGCUCUGCAAAGGAGGAUCCACCCACGAUCCUCGAUCGAGAGAGGAGAAGCAAUCACACCCGACCCCCCCCCACUCACAAAAAUGUAGCCUUAGGAAUGCGCCUCGAAAUAACGAAAUACAAAAUACAACAAAAAAAACAAAAAAGAAGAAACAUCCAUUAAUAGAGCGUUAAAAAGGCAAAUGAAUGUUUUCUAAGCCUAGGAAUAAAAUUUAAAAAAAACA
Molecule: messenger RNA, 3523 nt
Organism: Drosophila obscura
Lineage: Eukaryota; Metazoa; Arthropoda; Insecta; Diptera; Drosophilidae
Exons: 4
Coding region: 557-2377 (606 amino acids)
Biological process (GO): negative regulation of cell migration
Source: RefSeq, a predicted model, not a curated record